AUGAGUGAGCAGCAGCAGGAGCAGCAGCAGGGCCUGACGCUGGCCCCCUUCCGGUACGUGCUGAUCCCCGCCGACGACGCCGCGGCGCCGCGCGAGAUGACGUUCCCCGGCGGCAGCGACGAGGAGUUCCGCGCCUCGCUUCAGCAGUACUUCCGGCGGCAGCUGCUCUCGGAGGAGCAGCGGCGCGAGAUGGCGCGGCACCUCGCGGCGAGGAUGAAGGAGGGGGAGCAGCACGGCGAGACCGCGGCGGCGGCGGCGGCCCCCAGCAGCGCGCAGCAGCACGCCCUCAUCGCGGACUACUUGGAGCAGACCUCCUUCGAGAUCAUCCCGCUGCUCAUGCCGGGCCGCGGCAACGGCUUCGUCGGCACCUCCCUCUACAUCGACGACAGCGGCCGCUUCAAGGACCUCGCCCUCAACGCCCGCGCCAGCACCCUCGUCCAGCGCGACAUCCGCGGCGACGCCUUCCUGCUCUGCAGCCACGACGACCCCGCCCUCGACGCGUGGGGCCGCGUCGACUGCACCCUCGCCCACUACGAGACCCUCCUGCGGGAGCCGCCCGCGACGAGCUACGACACCGCCAACCGGGCGCAGAUGGCGUCCGCCGCGCUGCUGCGCGAGAACGACGCGAAGCGCAUCAGCGAGGCCGACGCCGCCCGGGCGCAGCAGGCGAAGGCGGACGGCAACGCCCUCUUCGCCGCCGGCGACCUCGCGGCGGCAGUACAGGCCUACGCGGAGGCCAUCGACCUGACGGAGGGGCGCAGGGAUCUGCUGCCGAACGAGGCCGCCGUCACCGCCCUGCGGCUCUCCGCGCUGCUCAACCGCAGCCUCUGCCUCCACCGCCUCGGCAAGAACGACGCCGCCGCCGCCGACGCGCGCGCCGCCCUGCAGCUCGACGCCGCGAACCUCAAGGCCCACCAUCGGCUGGCGGUGGCGCUCUGCGGCAGCCGCGACUACGCGGCGGCGACGGCGGCCCUCGACGCCUUUGAGCGCCUCGGCGGAGCGGCCAGCGACGUCGUCGGGGUGCGGCAGGCCAUCGCCGCCGGCGCCACCGCCCUCCAGAAGGAGCAGCGGCAGAAGUUCUCCAAACUGUUCGCCUGA
Molecule: messenger RNA, 1098 nt
Organism: Trypanosoma conorhini
Lineage: Eukaryota; Euglenozoa; Kinetoplastea; Trypanosomatida; Trypanosomatidae
Product: malate dehydrogenase (quinone)
Exons: 1
Coding region: 1-1098 (365 amino acids)
Molecular function (GO): protein binding
Source: RefSeq, a predicted model, not a curated record